AUGCCACAAGAUGUCACCGAUUUUCUCAUCGACUCUAUGAAAAUCGAGUCAACGACGGGAAAUGAAGGAAAUUUCGCAACUUUCAUCGCCUCCAAAUUACGAGAAGAUGGAUGGUUUGUGGAAGAGCAGAAAAUUUCUGGGCAAGAGUAUCGAAUGAAUAUUUUGGCGAAACGGACUCAAAACUCGGGUAGGUGUGCUUCUUUCAACCAAUAUCACCUUGAAUUACCAAUAUUGCUCACGACUGAUCUAGCUGUCAGC
This is a messenger RNA of Mesorhabditis belari, 258 nucleotides long. The record is from the annotation of a GenBank genome assembly. NCBI's taxonomy places the organism in Eukaryota, Metazoa, Nematoda, Chromadorea, Rhabditida, Rhabditidae.